Molecule: messenger RNA, 249 nt
Organism: Entrophospora sp. SA101
Lineage: Eukaryota; Fungi; Glomeromycota; Glomeromycetes; Entrophosporales; Entrophosporaceae
Source: the annotation of a GenBank genome assembly
AUGGUAUUAAUGGUACUUAUACUAGCAAUGAAUCAAGAGAAGCAAUUGUUUACCAGCUUUAAAACAGUUGAAUUAUGGAAAGAAUAUUUUGAGAAAAGCAAGGAAAGAUAUGAAAGUGAAAUUAAGAUACGAGAUGAGGAGAUUAAAAGAAGUCAUCAAGAAAUUGAUGGUCUAAAGAAAACUAUAAAUAAAUUGGAAGCAGAAAAUAAUAGUUUAAAAGGUCAUAACACAACCGGUAUAUACAAUUAA